ACUAGGCUCAGCAGUCUUCUCAGGAACAGUCAAAAGGGAACCACAUUUUUCAUAAAAAAUGGAUAACAGAGAUUUCUUGUUUGUGCACCUUCUUUUAGUUCUCACAAUGGGCUCUGUUUCAAAGGCUGCUACAGACAUUUGUGGGAUUUCCGUGUUCUCCGGCCGGAUAGUUGGGGGUACAGUGGCUUCAGAAGGAAGUUGGCCCUGGCAGAUUAGUCUAAGAUAUAAGGGCAGCCAUAUCUGCGGGGGGUCCCUGAUCUCGAAUCAGUUGGUGAUGACGGCUGCGCACUGCUUUGAAUUGUCAAAUACUGCUUCAUCGUACACUGUUGUCCUUGGUGCCUACCAGCUGUCCAUAACCAAUUCUCACCAAGUGACGUCCAACGUGAAUAGUUUUGUAAUCAACAGUCUGCACGAUGGCACCGGGUCUAGUGGUGACAUUGCUCUCAUCAAACUCUCAAGCAACAUCACUUACACUGCAUACAUUCGACCUGUGUGCCUGCCCCCCACGUCCAUCAGUUUCACAAACGGCAUGAAUUGCUGGGUUACUGGAUGGGGGGCUACCAGCUACGGAGUUUACUUAUCGAGCCCUAAGACUCUUCAGCAAGUGAUGGUUCCACUAAUUACCAGAGACUCAUGUAAUGCCAUGUACAACAUAAACAGUGGAUUUACAGGCAAUAUGACCAUAAUUCAGAGCGACCAGAUCUGCGCCGGGUACCAGGCUGGAGGGAAGGACUCCUGCCAGGGUGACUCUGGGGGUCCGCUGGUCUGCCAGGUUGACAGUGUCUGGUAUCAGGUUGGCAUUGUGAGUUAUGGAAAUGGGUGUGCCCUCCCAAACAGACCUGGAGUUUAUACCCUCGUAUCAGCUUAUGAAAACUGGAUCAAAUCAACUACGACCUCAUCUUCCAUGUCUCUUCCGACUAUAUCAGUUCUGCUCCUUGUUGGUGCUCUCACGUUUCUGCUAGGACUUUACUCUGGACAGCUCAGACUGCCUACAAAUCAAACAAGGAGGUCGAAAUCUAGAAAUCUGACACUUUCAAACAUUUGGACGCCACUAGCUAAGCAGUCUUCUCAGGACCAGUCACAAGGGAACCUCAUUUUGCAUGAAAAAAUGGAUAACAGAGAUUUCAUGUUCCUAUUUCUGUUUUUAGGAUGUGUUUCAAAGGCUGCUACAGACGUUUGUGGUAUUUCCGAGUUCUCCAGCCGGAUAGUUGGGGGUACAGAUGCUUCAGAAGGAAGUUGGCCCUGGCAGAUUAGUCUAAGAUAUCACGGCAGCCAUAUCUGCGGGGGGUCCCUGAUCUCGAAUCAGUGGGUGAUGACGGCUGCGCACUGCUUUGAAUUGUCAAACACUACUUCAUCGUACACGGUUGUCCUUGGUGCCUACCAGCUGUCCAUAACCAAUUCCCACCAAGUGACGUCCAACGUUAAUAGCUUUAUGAUCAACAGUCUGUACGAUGGCACCGGGUCUAGCGGUGACAUCGCUCUCAUCGAACUCUCAAGCAACAUCACUUACACUGAAUACAUUUUACCUGUGUGUCUGCCCCCCGCGUCCAUAAGUUUCAUAAAUGGCAUGAAUUGCUGGGUUACUGGAUGGGGGACUACCAGCUACGGAGGUGAUGUAGCUCAGACUCUUCAGCAAGUGAUGGUUCCACUAAUUACCAGAGACUCAUGUAAUGCCAUGUACAACAUUGACAGUGGAUUUACGUACAAUGUUAUCAUAAUUCAGAGCGACCAGAUCUGCGCCGGGUACCAGGCUGGAGGGAAGGACUCCUGCCAGGGUGACUCUGGGGGUCCGCUGGUCUGCCAGGUGGACAAUGUCUGGUAUCAGGUUGGCAUUGUGAGUUACGGAGAUGAGUGUGCCCUCCCAAACAGACCUGGAGUUUAUACCCUUGUAUCUGUUUAUGAAAACUGGAUCAAUUCAACUAUGAUCUCAUCCCCCUCGUCUCUUCAACGUGCAUCAAAUUCCGUGUCUCUUCCACGUGUAUCGGUUCUGCUCCUUGUUGGUGCUCUCACGUUUCUGCUGCAUUGAGUUGAAGCACUGUAACUUGAAGGACCCUGACAUGCCCCCCCAUACCACCCUCAGUAUCGCUGCUUCCCAGAACGACAUAACCCAUGGCCUAAACAAGGAUUUGCUUUACUGCAAUUUGAUUCCUCUGUGUG
Molecule: messenger RNA, 2157 nt
Organism: Pelobates fuscus (common spadefoot toad)
Lineage: Eukaryota; Metazoa; Chordata; Amphibia; Anura; Pelobatidae
Product: transmembrane protease serine 9-like
Exons: 10
Coding region: 59-2026 (655 amino acids)
Biological process (GO): proteolysis
Molecular function (GO): serine-type endopeptidase activity
Source: RefSeq, a predicted model, not a curated record